GAAAGGGGCUUGCAGUGGCAGCCAGCCAAGCCCCCCCGAGCCCUAUCCUUUUCCCCUCCCCUGGGUCUCCCCACCCCCAAGGCCCCAACUCCUAUCCUCUCCUCACCUCACCCGCGCCGCCGCAGCAGCGCCGCCGCCGCCGCGGCUUCCCUUCCUCACCCGAGCCAAGAUGAAUGUUGACAAGCUCAAGAAGAUGGCAGGUGCCGUGCGCACCGGUGGAAAGGGUAGCAUGCGCAGGAAGAAGAAGGCAGUCCACAAGACUACAACCACAGAUGACAAAAGGCUUCAGAGCACCCUGAAAAGAGUAGGAGUGAACACUAUCCCUGGUAUUGAAGAGGUCAACAUCUUCAAGGAUGAUGUUGUUAUUCAGUUUGUGAAUCCUAAAGUGCAAGCUUCUAUUGGUGCUAAUACAUGGGUGGUCAGUGGAACUCCACAGACAAAGAAGCUGCAAGAUCUGCUUCCGUCGAUUAUCAAUCAGCUUGGUCCUGACAACUUGGACAACCUGCGGAGGCUUGCGGAGCAAUUUCAGAAGCAGGUUCCUGGAGCUUCAAGCGCUGAGGCUGGUGCUAGCACAGGUGCUGCUCAGGAUGACGAUGAUGACGUUCCUGAGCUUGUCCCUGGAGAGACAUUUGAGGAGGCUGCUGAAGAGAAAAAGGAGUCGUCAUAAUGUUGCUGCGUGCCUGCUGUUGUGAAGGGUUUAUAAGUCAAGCAUUGCCAUUAGAAAAGACAUUCUGUUGAGACCUCUGACCUACCUUAUUUGUGCCUGUGGUCCGGUUCUGUCAUGUACGAGAAUCUGGUCGGAUGUGUUGGUGGGAUUUCACAUGAAGUAUGCCUCUUUUUGAUACCCUUA
Molecule: messenger RNA, 850 nt
Organism: Panicum virgatum (switchgrass)
Lineage: Eukaryota; Viridiplantae; Streptophyta; Magnoliopsida; Poales; Poaceae
Product: nascent polypeptide-associated complex subunit beta-like
Exons: 6
Coding region: 170-667 (165 amino acids)
Cellular component (GO): cytosol; nascent polypeptide-associated complex
Source: RefSeq, a predicted model, not a curated record